AUGGCUGAGCAGCUGGUUCUGAAGGGUACCCUCGAGGGCCACAAUGGCUGGGUCACCAGUCUGGCGACCUCCAUCGAGAACCCCAACAUGCUCCUGUCCGGUAGCCGUGACAAGACCCUGAUCAUCUGGAACCUGACCCGCGACGAGUCCCAAUACGGCUACCCCAAGCGCUCCCUCCACGGCCACUCCCACAUCGUCUCGGACUGCGUUAUCUCCUCUGACGGCGCUUACGCCCUGUCCGCCUCGUGGGACAAGACCCUCCGCCUUUGGGAGCUGUCGACCGGCACCACCACCCGCCGCUUCGUCGGCCACACCAACGACGUUCUUUCCGUCUCCUUCUCUGCCGACAACCGUCAGAUCGUCUCCGGCUCGCGCGACCGCACCAUCAAGCUCUGGAACACUCUCGGUGACUGUAAGUUCACCAUUUCCGACAAGGGCCACACCGAGUGGGUCUCCUGCGUCCGCUUCAGCCCCAACCCCCAGAACCCCGUCAUUGUCUCCUCCGGCUGGGACAAGCUCGUCAAGGUUUGGGAGCUCAACACCUGCAAGCUGCAGACCGACCACAUUGGCCACACCGGCUACAUCAACACCGUCACCAUCUCCCCUGACGGUUCCCUGUGUGCCUCCGGUGGCAAGGACGGUACCACCAUGCUGUGGGACCUGAACGAGUCCAAGCACCUCUACUCUCUCAACGCCAACGACGAGAUCCACGCUCUCGUCUUCUCCCCCAACCGCUACUGGCUGUGCGCCGCUACCGCCACCAGCAUCAUCAUCUUCGAUCUCGAGAAGAAGAGCAAGGUUGAUGAGCUGAAGCCCGAGUUCACCGCCGUCGGCAAGAAGAGCCGUGAGCCCGAGUGUGUCAGCCUGGCCUGGAGCGCCGAUGGCCAGACCCUCUUCGCCGGCUACACCGACAACGUCAUCCGCGCCUGGGGUGUCAUGUCCAGGGCGUAA
Verticillium nonalfalfae is the source of this 951-nucleotide messenger RNA. It is a transcript of the gene GNB2L1, whose product is annotated as Guanine nucleotide-binding protein subunit beta-2-like 1. Gene Ontology annotation, molecular function: protein kinase C binding; translation regulator activity; ribosome binding. Bases 1 to 951 code for a protein of 316 amino acids. The record is from RefSeq and is a predicted model, not a curated record. The transcript is spliced from 5 exons. NCBI's taxonomy places the organism in Eukaryota, Fungi, Ascomycota, Sordariomycetes, Glomerellales, Plectosphaerellaceae. Gene Ontology annotation, biological process: rescue of stalled cytosolic ribosome; positive regulation of protein phosphorylation. Gene Ontology annotation, cellular component: nucleus; cytosol.